AGUGUUUGGGCAGCGCGUGGCCCUCGACUCCUCGAGCCCGUCGCAACCGAGCCGCAGGAUCGCGAGAUGCGCCCGGUCUCCGGGUUGGCCCCGAGGCCCCCGACAGUGCUAGGGACCACCGAGCUCGUCCCGUUGACGUCCGUCUACGCCCCUGGGCCCAGACUCGCAGAGGCUGUUGGCCAGUCAUGAGGCAUAGAACGCGCGAGCCAAGGGAUACGCGAAGCUACGAGAGGACGAGAAGCGUAAGGAUCGGCAGGAGUCAGCGAGUAAUCUAAGAUGGUCGUCGAUUGGCUGUGUCCGGGACUCAGGCCUUCCGGCAGCCGCAGGCCCAGGCUCCUACACUGCAAGGUCAUCCUCCUCGACGAGCACGAGCUCCUCCAGGACAUACUCAGCUCGAAUUUGGGACAGGAGCUGCUGGACAGGGUUUUCCGGCACCUCAAUCUCCUGGAGACAGCUUACUUCGGACUACGUUAUCUCGACCAUGACAAUCAAACGCAAUGGCUCGACCCGAGUAAGAAGAUUGGCAAACAGCUCAAGCCGAAGAAGGGAGACAUCAAUCCAGACGCGCAUACGCUCUAUUUCUGCGUUAAGUUCUACGCGGCGGAUCCCUGCAAGCUCAUCGAGGAAAUCACCAGAUAUCAAUUUUUUUUGCAAGUCAAGCAGGAUAUACUUCAAGGAAGACUUCCGGUUUCUUUUGACCUUGCCGCUGAACUUGGUGCUUAUGUCGUACAAUCCGAACUCGGUGAUUACGAUCCGAGGCGCCACUCCUACGGCUAUGUAUCCGAGUUCAGAUUUCUGGCGAAUCAAACGUCGGAGCUCGAAGCACGGAUAGUCGAGUUACAUAAAACUCUAGUAGGACAGUUACCAUCAGCCGCAGAGCUGAAUUACUUGGAUAAGGUGAAAUGGCUGGAGAUGUACGGCGUCGAUCUUCAUCCGGUACUGGGGGAGGACUGCGUCGAAUACUUUCUCGGUCUGACGCCAAGCGGCAUUAUUCUCCUGCGCAACAAGACCAAAGUCGGCAACUAUUACUGGCCGCGCAUCAACAAAAUCUACCACAAAGGCAAGUACUUCAUGCUGCGGGUGAGCGAGAAGAACUCGGCCGACCGCACCCACGGCUUCGAGACGCCAUCCCGGGGCGCGUGCAGCCACUUAUUCCGCUGCUGCAUCGAUCAUCAGGCCUUCUUUCGGCUGAUGGCCACGGGGCCGCCGCCACUGAGCCCGUACUCCCGCUUCCGGUCCUACAGUCCGCCGAUGAGCGCCGCCGCCUGCGCGGCCAUUGGCGAGAAGCAGCAACAGCCGAGCGGCUUGAGGCGCAUGGCCCAACCGAGCUUCCAGCGGAUGCCCAGUCGCCGAGCCCAGCGGCGAGUCGUCGAGGGUCAGGAGAUGGUCGCGGGUUUCGUCGAGGGGCCGAGCACUCAGGCGGCCCAGGGGCCCCCUAUCGGCCAGAGCCAGAACUGCCUGGCUCACGGGGGCAGCGUCGCCUCGCGAAACAACCCGAGUCCCAGGAGCACGAGGAGCGCACCCUGGACCCAGAGCCAGCCGAGAGGCCUCUAUACCUCCUCGAGCCCGAGGUCUGUCAGAUCCUGCGGCACCGCACCAGCUCUCCUGAAUCGACUGAAUCGAAGGAGCAGCUCGGUGGAGAGUCAGAGUUCCGCUGAUAGUCAUAGCCGAGGGCAUCGGCGAAGGAGUCAUAGUCGAAGCCACCGGAAGCACAAUCGCCAUUCCGAUUGCGAGUCGCAACUUUCCCGUGGCUCGACGCAAAAGUCCGGGCACAGGAAGCACCGCCGAAGACAUAGAAGUUCCCGGCACUCCAAUAGGCACGAAAUGGUCGACUCUGCGCCACAGUGGCGGGAGGCACAGCGGCGGAAAGGCGAAAUAAUCCAAAGGGCCGUUAUCAGCACGACCGAGCCGAGAAGGAGGCACAGAAGCAAGCACAGGAGUCCCUCUUCUAAACACGCCUUACCGGACGAGUUGAGAAAACACUUGGAGUUCAGCCUAGUCGACACGUCGGGCAUGAGCGAACAGCAGCGCCGUGAAAUCGCUUACACAGUCGUCCAGUCUCAACUCGCUCAUCAUCGCCAGCAGCAGCAGCUUCAUCAUCAGCAACAGUUGCAACAGCAGCAGCAGCAGCAGCAGCAGCAGCAGCAGCAGCAUCCGCAACAACAGCAACAACAUCAGCAGCAACAACAACAGCAACAACAUCAGCAGCACCAGCAACAGCAUCAGCAUCAGGCACAUCAGCAUAAUCGCCACUACCAAAUGCCACCGCCAUAUCAGCAACAAAAUCAACAGAAUCACCAGCAGCAGAAUCAACAGGGCGUGCUUCAGGCGAGCAACUCGCACUUGGAUGAGGUGGUGGAUACCGCCUCGUCAGCGGCUAGAGCCGUGGGCUUCUCGGUGAAGAAAGACCGUAGGACUGUGUAUCAGUGCCACGAAAGUACAACGAAUAACUUUGCCGUGCUGACGCGCAUGAGCAGUCGGGUCGAGCCGAUAAUCCAUGGGAGCAGGCACGACCUGGUCUACUCCUCGAGAAAGGAGUCCUCCUCCUCGUCCUCGCUCGGGUUGGCCCGCGGCGGCAGCGUCUGCCGGCUCAUCGGCGCCAAUGCGGACAGCGGCCUCGGAGAGAGCACCACACAGGAUUUUUCCAGCUGCUGCUCGAGCUCGGCCGACAGUGCCAAGCACACGCGCCCCACAACACAAAGGCAUUUAGAUGAAGACGGAUAUUAUAAACUUCCUUCCGAUACUUCCAAGCACAAUUAUCUUCAUAGUGACGCAACAUUGGAUGCUGUACUUCAGCCAAUCAUAUCUACAUUAACCCGGAGACGUCGGACCAAACCAAAGUAAGUCGCAGAGACAAUGACGCAUACCUAUCUGCCGCUGAAUCUGAAGUGCACAUAUUGUAUAUUCCCUUUCGAAGUGAACAUUUUUUACACCUCGAUUAAAUAAAAGUCUAUAAUCCCACAUAAAUCGUAUUUUUAUUAUUUAAAUAUAGUUAACUUUAAUAUUACAUAAUAGUGAUAUGUAACAAUCUUAGUUUAACUAUAUUUCACGUUUAUCUCUGCCCGCAUAAAGUAUUGACAUAACAUAUUGUAUCAAAGUCGAGAUGCUUAACGAACAAAUUUCUAUUUGAGCUUAUUACGUGGCCUUUAGCUUUAACUAAUUACAUUCCAUCACAUUAUAAUAUCGCCUAUCUUAAAGCUGCGAUCGAAAUUUUAAUUAACAUAUUGUAUCUAAUAACAAAUAGUUUCGCUUAUUCGUUACUCGAGUGAGAUUAAAUUUUCUUAUUUUUCUCUCGUGUCUAUCUGAAAUUCUUAU
Ceratosolen solmsi marchali is the source of this 3315-nucleotide messenger RNA. RefSeq names its product band 4.1-like protein 4. Bases 277 to 2844 code for a protein of 855 amino acids. Gene Ontology annotation, cellular component: cytoskeleton. Gene Ontology annotation, biological process: actomyosin structure organization. The transcript has 18 exons. Lineage: Eukaryota; Metazoa; Arthropoda; Insecta; Hymenoptera; Agaonidae. The record is from RefSeq and is a predicted model, not a curated record.